AUGUGGCCAGGUACAUUUGGCCAGCUUGCAAUCAUGGUAAAUGGAUCAGAAAUGAAUUAUGGAAGUUCAUAUGCUCGCCACGGUUUUAAUGUCCAAGUAUUUGAUAAUAUACCAAUUUUUAACCUUUCAUUCUUUGUCGAGGCUUCAACUGAAAGCGAUAAGAGUUUUGGACCAUUCACAAAUGACCAGGAUUACGAAUGGAAAUUUACUGGUAGUGUAGAUAGAUGGAAUAUUGAAGAGAUAUCCUA
Messenger RNA from Entrophospora candida, 248 nucleotides. NCBI's taxonomy places the organism in Eukaryota, Fungi, Glomeromycota, Glomeromycetes, Entrophosporales, Entrophosporaceae. The record is from the annotation of a GenBank genome assembly.